AUGGACCUGCGAGAAACGGUUUCGCUGCCCCUGCCUCCGUCGCUCCGCUCGCGCCUCCUCGCCGCCGGCUUUCUCACAGUCGCUGACUUCCACACGCUCAAACCGGAGGACCUCGCGCGCGAUGCGUCUCUCUCUCUCGAGGACGCCAGGCAUGUGCUGGGCGUGGCAGCGGGCAGCAUUCAGACGAGCAUCAUUCCCACAGCUGCUGGCAUUGCAGGAGCUCGAUCCGCGUGGGAGUUGCUAGAGGCGGAGAGGGGCAGGGGGAGGGUGCAGACCAUGUGUGCUGAGCUGGAUGCGAUGCUGGGAGGGGGAGUGGCUCUGCAGGAACUCACCGAGAUAUGUGGGCCGCCAGGAGUUGGCAAGACACAGCUGGGCAUGCAGCUGGCUAUCAACGUGCAGACGCCUGCUGUGCUGGGAGGGGUGGAGGGCGAAGCAGUCUACAUUGACACAGAAGGGAGCUUCAUGGUGGAACGGGCAGCAGAGAUGGCCGAUGCAUGGGUGGCUCACUGCAACGCUGCUGCCGCUGCCAUAGAUGCACCUGCCCGAGAUACCACCGCCCCCGCAGCAGCGCUGGUAGGGGUGCAUUACCUGCGGGUGUAUGACCACACUGAGCAGUCUGCUCUCGUGCACUCACUGCCUCAUCUUCUGGCUUUGUACCCCAAGGUGUGUGCUAUGCUGCCACUUGUGUGCAUGGGUGGCAUCGGCAGCAGCAGCGCUGGCAGGGGUGCAUUACCUGCGAGUGCUGCCACUUGUGUGCAUGGUGGCAUGGGUAUCAUCACCAGCACUGGCAGGAGUGCAUGGGUGGCAUUGGCAGCAGCAGCGCUGGCAGGGGUGCAUUACCUGCGAGUGUAUGAUCACACGGAGCAGACUGCCCUCGUGCACUCCCUGCCACACCUACUUGCUCUGCACCCCAAGGUACGUAGUGGUUGGGCAUGCAUGGGUGGCACUGGCAGCAGCAGCGCUGGCAGGGGUGUAUUACUUGCGAGUGUACGAUCACACGGAGCAGACUGCUCUCGUGCACUCACUGCCUCACCUGCUCGCUCUCCACCCCAAGGUGCGUGGUGGUUUGGCUGGCAGUCUUGUGGAUGGCGUGUCAUGCGUAUCAGCAGCAGCAGUAUGCGUGAGUGGCACUGGCAGCAGCAGCUGGCAGGGGUGCAUUACUUGCGCGUGUACGAUCACACGGAGCAGACUGCUCUCGUGCACUCCUUGCCGCACCUGCUCGCCCUGCACCCCAAGGUCAAGGUGGUGGUGAUCGACUGUGCCACCUUCCGCUUCACCCACAAGGGUCUGCGCUCACCUGUUUUCCUUUCCCCUGUUGCCCUUCCUUUUCCUGGCUUCACUUGCAUGGGCCUGCUCCGUCUCUCCCUUGCAUCACACCUUACUGCUCCAGGUCAAGCUAGAGGUGAUCGGCAGCGUUACCUUUCAUUUCCGCCACGGCUUCACAGACAUGGGUCUGCUCUGCGCUCACCUGCUUUUUAUUUUCCUCCUUCUCUUCCUUGCCCUUCCACAUCAACCAUGCCCCAGGUCAAGCUAGUGGUUAUCGACAGUGUCACCUUCCACUUCCGCCACGGCUUCACAGACAUGGGUCUGCGCUCGCGCCUGCUGGCAUCCAUGGCGAGAGAGCUUCUUGCGAUCGCUGACGAGCACAAUGUUGCUGUGAGCCCUCAUUUGUUAUGCGUGUGCCAGAUGCAUGGCAAUGGUGUGUGUGUGUGUGAGCUGCACUGA
Messenger RNA from Closterium sp. Naga37s-1, 1725 nucleotides. The record is from the annotation of a GenBank genome assembly. Lineage: Eukaryota; Viridiplantae; Streptophyta; Zygnematophyceae; Desmidiales; Closteriaceae.